UCGUGGAUGUGCUAGCUUCCAACAAGCUCGACGGACUUGUCAGGUUGGACGCUCGGUUGGGUAGAUACAUCCAACUCCAACAGCGCGCCCAACAUGUUGGGACAUGUUCGACCGUGGAUGGAUGAACGUCAAGCAAAUCACCUGACACAGCCGCAUGUGCCUUCAGUAGAAACAAUUUAUAUAGUUUGUUUCGUGUUCUGUAUGUAUAGGUUUAAAACUAGUCUUCGUUUUUAAUUUCAAAAUGACGAGUGACAACAAACAAUUCUGGACAGAAUUUAUAGAAUUGUAUAGAGAACACCGCGCGUUAUGGGAUAUAAGAAGUAAAAAUUAUUGUAACAAGCACAUAAGGAAAGAAGGGUAUGCUGCAUUAGUUGAGAAAGCAAAGGAAGUAUUUCCAGAAAGCGACGAAAAGUUCGUGAAAAGUAAAAUAGAAUCUAUGAGAGCUUCCUUUCGGAGAGAAAGUAAGAAAAAAGAAAAAUCGAAAAGCAAAACCGGCAGUGCCCAAGAUGAAGUAUACGAACCGACGCUGUGGUACUAUGACCUCAUGUCAUUUAUUAGUGACCAAGAAAUCGCAAGAAAAGGUAUCUCCUCGUUGGUAAAUACAAGCAGCGUUGAGGUAUCGCAGCAAAAUGCAGACGAGCAUGACAGUGAAGACGAGGACAUAGAAGUUCAAAGAGAAAAGGCCAGUGAGAUUAACGAUGCGUCCAGCGUAUUUGAAGAUGCAAAUUCGUCAACGAACACAAGCCGUCCACAUUCCGCUAUCAGUGAUGUAGCAACACCACGUACAUCAUCUUCACGCACACCGGUACAAUGCAGGAAGAGGAAGUCCGUGAAUGAAUUUGAGAAGAAAAAAGAAAAUUUCUUGGAUGUGGCAACCUCUGUACUAACCCAAGACUCAUCAUUUAGAGCAUUCGGAAAUAACGUAUCCUUUCAGCUACAGGACAUGGAUCGCCGUCAACGGGUGAUAGCUGAGAAACUGAUAUCAGACGUUCUCUUUCACGGAAAACUAGGCAAUUUAAAAGACCAUUCUACAAUCGUUAUACAAGAAAAAAUCCAGCAGCCUAAUAAUCCUACUCAUAACAAUUCAAACUUUAUGAACAGGCAUACCCAGUCUCAACCUUACCGUUCAGACUUCUAUUAUAAUCGCCCUCAUAUCGAUGUUCACCCUUCAUACGCACACAACUUCGAUGGAUCAGCCGAUUUUCCGCACCAACAUUACAGCAAUGACCCUCACCUAUAUUUUUCUCAAGGAACAACCAGAGUGUCUACGUUACCGUCAUCUGUUGUUGUUACAUCAACCUUAAUGUCAACCUGUCAUCCACCUGCAUCUACAUACACACACGGUUCAGACGCACCAAAUGCAUUGAAAGCAAAUACUUCAAAUAGUCACUCCACAGGAUUUGGAAGUUUUUCAUCCCCCGCUUCGGUUGAAAGAAGCAACAAUCCAGACGAGAGACUAGAAAUAGGGCAGUUUCUGCUACUACCUGAUGCUGGAAGUGCUGAGCAGUGA
Messenger RNA from Psylliodes chrysocephalus, 1510 nucleotides. The record is from the annotation of a GenBank genome assembly. Lineage: Eukaryota; Metazoa; Arthropoda; Insecta; Coleoptera; Chrysomelidae.